CUAACAUUCGCAACUCCGUUCCGUUGGUCCCAUUGUCCCCUCCCUGAUCGUACAAGCCCAGCGGCGUGGUGAGCCUUCCCCACGUUCCCUAGCUACGGCAGAACGGCAAUCCCGAGUUGUAGGUCGGUGCUCAUGCUUCCGUAAUGUGCGUAACGGAAGUUUUAAUAUCAGUUGUAGUCUCCUUUUGGCCUUUCGGACGGUCCCCUUGAAUGUCGGCGAGCCGUGGCUCACGAGAUUCUUCAAUGUUGUCUGUGCCGCUACCUGCCGCUAAGAUCUAGCACCCUGACUGCUUGCAUUCUUACACACGACUUUUGCGGCGCCUUCCUCGAUUCUGACCGCCUUCCUCGAUUCUGACCGCCUUCCUCGAUUCUGACCGCCUUCCCCGAUUCUGACCGCCUUCCCCGAUUCUGACACGUCAUAAGGCGCCUCAAGAUACGUCUUCGCCGCAGCAGACGUAGAUAGAAAUCCUGCGAGAAGCGAAGAAACGAAGCAAGCAUACGGGGAAGCAGUUAGCGGUUGCCGGAGACAAGGGGACUGUCGAAAGGAAGGGUGCUCCGAGAAAGGGAGCGGGGAAAGACAGACGCGUUAUCCUCCUUCCCUGCUUCACCCAUGGCUGCACCCGUGGCGCGUCCUCUCUCGCUGCGGUUCCCUCCAGAAGCCAGCCUCCGGGAAGAGAUCGCCCAGGCGCGUCACUUGAAGCCGUUUCGCAGACGCCCGAAUCCAAAUCUUCCAGACAUCGCGCCGCCUGUUCUGCACGUAGCAUCCGCGUCGCAGUCCGCGUCGCUAGCCGCAUCGUCGCUGUCCUCGCUCUCUUCGGCCUCACCGCUUGGGAAAGCCGGCGACCGGCUGAGCGUCCAUCAGGACGGCCGGCGCGACGGCGCAAGCAGCCAACAUACGACCUUCCGCGACGUAAAAACGAACGGCGGUGGUGUCAGCAGCUGCGGCGGCGGUAGUGGCGGCGGGUAUGCGGCUGCCGCUGGUAAGAGCAGGAAGGCCGGAAGGAGAAAAGGCGGCGGCCUUGCGGUUGGCGAAGGGUCUUUAUUGUCGCGGGCUUCGUUUCGUGACAGACGGCGAAGCGCUGCUGGCAGCAGCGCGGGUGGCGCCGUGACGAGCGGCGGCCAUGGCGACAAUGAUGCGAGCAGGGCGGAGAGCGGCGGCAGCAGCAGCAGCUGCAGCUCCAGCGAUGACUGCACCUGCGCCUCCGCCGUCGCGUCCACUGCGACCGCCGAGGCAGCCGCCGCCGUCGCCGCCGAUGGUAACCAUGGUGAUGAUAAUGGUUUUAAUGUCGCUUUGGACGACGAGCCCUCGGUGCUGUCGUUUGAGACGGAUUUCGUGACGUCCCAAACGCUGGUCCAACUGACGGACAGCAUUUCUCAUGAGAUCAACAGCAUCGAAUCCGAGAAACUGGGUAAUGUCUCCCAGCAUCUUGGCGACGAAUCAGUCAACGUUCCAGUCAACGUUCCAGUCAACGUUUCAGGUAACGUUUCAGACGAGGUGGAGACUUCAGACGAGGUACUAGACGUGUUGCACGAUCCGUGGCGGGUGGAGGGACUCGAUCUGCAAGGCCCCAGUUCCGCCGUCGUAAGGCGGACCCGAGUCUGCCCCAUUCAGCGCACGCGCGCCGCGGCGAGAGCGGGGGCGGAGGAUGCGGCGGGAGAUGCGGAGCGAAUAGGCUCCGCGGACGAGCCGGUAGUGGGGGGGAGAAGAAGCCGGAGGAGAGGCAAGGGGAGGAGGACGACGGGGGACGGCAGGGCGAAUGGAGGGGUGAGGGGAGGCGGCGAGAGGGAGAGGCAGUGGGCGGGUGCCGUGAGCAAGGCGAGGGACGGAAGGGCCGUGGCAGGUGCCGUGACGAGCGGCGGAGGUGGGGAAUCGGGAUUGGCUCAUGCUGUGAACGCUGCUGGCAUUGCUAGCUCUGCUAGCAGCACUGCUGGAACUGCUGGCACUAGUCUUGCCGCUGCUGCUGCUGCUUCUCCUGACGCCUCUAGUUCGGUUGACUGCGCUGCUGCGCGGAUCGCCCCCGGCACUGGGUUCGCGGCCAGGGGGGCGAGUCGAGGGGCGCGGGGGGGAGUGGCGGCGAGUAGAGGCGCGGGAAGAGGCGGCGCACGGGGAGAGGCGGAGGAAGGUGCGGACUACCCGGUCAAGCCCAGCAGUCCGCAGUUAUCAGAGGGCGAGGUGAAUGUCCAGCCAGGCUCGCAGGCAGGUGCCCUGAUAGGUGAUGGGCAUUAUGCCCAGGGAGGCAUGCAGGGCUCGCAGGAGAAACAGGAGGAGGAGGAGGGGGAGGAAGAGGGGGAGGAGGGGGAGGAGGGUGUAGGAGCAAGCAGCGGUGGGGCAGAUCCUCGUGUGGGGCAAGCAGCAGCAGCGCAGCGGACGACGGGCACACACACGCAGACACGUCAAGUGGACUCACUGGCAAAAGCCGCGUUGGAUGACGGCGCCGUGGUGCCUUUGACGGAUGCUGCUGCAGCUCCUGAAGCAGCAGCAGCAGCACCCGCAGCAGCAGCCACAGGGUUGGCAAUGGCAGGAGGAGGCAUGGCAGGAGUGAGCAAGCCAGGGGAAGCUACGGCAGGGGGAGGUAUGCCAGGGGGAGGUGUGGCAGGGGGAGGUAUUGCCUGGGGAGGUGUGCCUGGGGAAGGCAUGGCAGAAGAAGGUGUGGCGGGGGACGGCAUGGCAGGAGGAGGGGCUGCGGGCGUGGGGUCGGUGUGUGCGGGGCGGGUGGUGAAGGGCAAGGGGCCGGGGCAGUACCUGUUCCGCGCGGAGGACGGCGAGGGCUUCACCAGCGUGGAUGUGGGCGCUAACGGCAUGUCCGUCGUGUGUAAUGCCAGAGGCUGCCGUCCCGUGCGGGUAGAUGAAAGCUUUGUGGACCGCCACGGGCUGCCCCAGAGCCUUUCGCAGCUGCCCAACGGCGCGGGCAGGCUCGCGGAUGGGGGGGCUCUGGCGGAGAUGGUGGGGGAAGGCGCGGUGCUGGGAAUGGGCGGAGGCGGGGUUGAGCUACUGGGGGGGGUUGCCGGGGGAGGUGUUGGGGGAGAGGGGGAGCUGCUAGGCGGAGCGGCGGGUCCCAGGGCGGGUAUGGGAGGGGGGGAAGAUGGGGCUUGGGACAGUGGACCGGUUGGGAGGGGUGGAAAUGGGUCGGCGAUGGUGGAAGAGGGGAGGGAGGGGAGGGAGGGGAUGGUGGAAGUGGAGAGAAAGGAGGAUGGGAAUGAGGCAGGUUCUUGGUGGAGAGACGAACGUGGAAGCACGGCGAUGGGCGGGAGGGACGCGAGAGAGGCGAGGGACGCGAGGGAGGGGAGGGAGGGAAGGGCGGGGACGGGUGGAAGGGACGAGAGGGAGGGGAGGGCCGGGAGGGCCGGGAGGGAAGAGAUACGCGGUGCAGAAUCUGCCGCUGCGGGUUAUGGUGCUGGUACAGGCAAAGAGGGCAGAAGAGGAGGGGAGAGCGGGAGAGUGGGGAAAGAGGGACGGGGAGAGGAGGGUGCGGUGAUGCGAGGUGGGGCGAUGAUGGAGGGGCCGGCAGUGGGGAGAGCAGCAGCGGCGAGUGUGGAGGGGGAGGAUGAGCAGUAUAUGCGGGCCGUGCACAGUGACCCUACGAACGCGCUGCUGCUGUGCGACUAUGCGCGCUUCCUCUGUGAGAUCCGGGACUAUCCUCGGGCAGACGAAAUGUUCCGGCGGGCAGUUGCAGCCAGCCAAGCAGAGGGCCGGGCUCGUGUGAAAGGGCGGGCAACGGGAGUGGAACGGAGUAGAAAUAGCACAGGAAGCAGCGCGGGAGUGAAAGGAGUGCAGGGAGGAGUGAUUGGGGUGCAGGGCAUAACGGGGGUGGAGGAGGGGGAGGUGCUGGUGCUGUGGGCCAAAGCAGUGUGGGAGGGGUGGCGCGACGGCGAGCGAGCGCUGGCGCUCUUUGACCACGCAGUUGAGGUGGCCCCUGACGACUGCUACGUGCUGGCAGCAUAUGCAUCCUUCCUCUGGUCGGUGGAAAGUGCCUCUCCUGCCAGCUCCACAGGCACCAGCAGCAGCAGCAGCAGCACCAGCAGCCGCACCAGCAGCAGCAGCAGCAGCACCAGCAGCACCAGCAGUGCCAGUGCCAGUGCUGCACCUGCUGUCGCCCUGUGCCUGAGCCCGGGGCAGGGGCAGAAGCACCCUUCCAUGAGGCGUGCUGUUCGUGCACAUGGCACUGCCAGCAACGGCAGCAACACCAGCGAUGCCAGUGCUUCCAGUGUUUCUACGCCGGCGACUGGCCCUGCUGGGAUAUUCAGCAACAACCGUGGCAGAAGCGGUGGCAACAGCGGUGGUGGCAGUGAGAGCAGUGGUGGUGGGAGUGGUGGGAGUGGGGAUAAGUGAGUGCAGCAGCGAAGGCCACAUGAGCGCUAGUGGAUGGUGGAACUGUGUGAAUAGCGGGUGCGAGCAGGGCUGGUAAUUGUGGUGGCAACUCCUUAACAGUUGUGAUUUGUGCAUUGGUGGCUUUCUAAUGACACCAGCAGCAGCAGCAGCAGCAGUUGCAGCUGCAGCUGCAGGGAUGGUGCUUGGUUGGGGCUGUUGGGGCUGUUGGGGCUGUUGGGGCUGUUGGGGCUGUUGGGGCUGUUGCUGCUGAUGGCACACAUGCCGUAGACGACGUGAGUCUCGCAACAUGAUGGCAACAAUACGGUAGAGCAGUGACGCUUCAACGUUGUCAGCAGCAGCAGUGAAGCAGUGUUUCUGGGAGCAAUUCGCACCCACUUUACCAGGCCGUGCUCCUUCCUGCCCAUCGCGUCAGCAAUGCGAGACUGGGUUUGUAGGUCUGUGGGUUUGUUCCCUUCUGGCUCAUCUGGCUCAUCUAGCUCAUCUGGCUCAUCUGGCUCAUCUGGUUCAUCUGGCUCAUCUGGCUCAUCUGGCUCAUGUGGCUCAUCUGGCUCAUCUGGCUCAUGCGGCUCUUGAGGCUCAUCUGGCUCAUGCGGCUCUUGAGGCUCAUCUGGCUCGUGGAGUGGAUGGAGAUUUGAGGUCCACUGCACCUCAAAACUAUACUUCUUUCUUGCUCUUGUGGGGUGGAGUGGACCCAAUACAUACAGGCCCGAUUCGGCUGAGACUGAUGCAGCUGCCUCACGCGGGCCACUCAUGGCAGCUUCCGUCCUCUGCAGCACCUUGGCAGCAUGGCAUGGCAUGGCAUUUACUGUAUACAGGAAUCAUGCUGUGUGAUGGAGAUGGCAAUGGCAGAGCUGAUUGCGAUUGCGAUUGCGAUUGCGAUUGCGAUUGCGAUGGUGACUGGCCAUCAUGCUGUGCGGCCAUGGUGAUGCUGAUGGUGGUGGUGGUGACGACCAUCCCCCCCGCGUGUCACCGGAAUCAUGGUUGAAGAAGCCAUUGCAGCUUGCGUUCCUUCGCCCCAAGAGUCAAGACCGUCCCGCUGGCUGCAGUGUUAGGGCUUUGCAAGCCCCCCACAGUGCUGCCCCGUUGGCGGUUGCAGUCCAGUUGGCGGUUGCAGUCCAGUUGGGCGGUUGCAGUCUAGUUGACGGUUGCAGCCCCAUUGGUGUGUUGCUCGUUCGCUUGCCCAGCAAGCCACCAGCGUUCACAGCACUCCGUUUCAUGGUGCUGCUUGCAAACCCGGUCCCUCCGUCAUCAAGGCACUGAUUGGUGCUGCUGGUACUGCUGGUGUGCUGGUGCUGGUGCCGCUAGUGUUUCGGUGUAUUCCUCCUAGCUACCACAGAAACCUGCCUCUCCAUCGAAGUGCCCCAGCCCAGCAUAAAGACAUGUCGCUGCUGCUGCUGCUGCUGGUGCUGCUGCUGGGCCCAGUUUAUCUGCCUGCCAUUGGUUUUCUAUUUAUUAUUCUCAAGCACACUGCAGCGCGCGCCUUUCUGGCCGAUUGAUUGCUUGAUUGCUCGCUCUCUUGAUUGCUCAAUUGUGAAAGCUUGCUUG
This is a messenger RNA of Closterium sp. NIES-67, 5874 nucleotides long. The record is from the annotation of a GenBank genome assembly. Lineage: Eukaryota; Viridiplantae; Streptophyta; Zygnematophyceae; Desmidiales; Closteriaceae.